Dama dama (fallow deer) is the source of this 2655-nucleotide messenger RNA. RefSeq lists its product as uncharacterized. The record is from RefSeq and is a predicted model, not a curated record. Bases 1 to 2655 code for a protein of 884 amino acids. NCBI's taxonomy places the organism in Eukaryota, Metazoa, Chordata, Mammalia, Artiodactyla, Cervidae. Gene Ontology annotation, molecular function: protein binding. The transcript has 15 exons.
AUGGCUGUGCGAGACCUGGUCAACCGGCUCCCAGGAGGCACCGGCCCCAGCGUGCUGUCGGAUGAGACCAUGGCGGCCAUCUGCUGCGCCCUACACGAGGUCACCAGCAAGAACAUGGAGAACGCCAAGGCACUGGCUGAUUCGGGAGGCAUAGAGAAGCUGGUGAACAUCACCAAGGGCAGAGGAGACAGAUCAUCUCUGAAAGUGGUGAAGGCAGCAGCCCAGGUCUUGAAUACAUUAUGGCAAUAUCGGGACCUCCGGAGCAUUUAUAAAAAGGAUGGGUGGAAUCAGAACCAUUUUAUUACACCUGUGUCAACGCUGGAGCGAGACCGGUUCAAAUCACAUCCUUACUUGUCUAUCACCAACCAACAAAUGUCACCCGUCAUUCAGUCAGUCGGCAGCACCUCUUCCUCACCAGUACUGUUAGGAGUCAGAGACCCUCGCUCUGAAUACGAUAGGACCCAGCCACCUAUGCAGUAUUACAGUAGCCAAGGGGAUGCCACACACAGAGGCCUCUAUGAAGAUCCUUAUUUUGAUGACCGAGUUCACUUUCCAGCUUCUACUGAUUAUUCGACACAGUAUGGACUGAAAUCAACCACAAAUUACGUGGACUUUUAUUCCACUAAACGACCUUCUUACAGAGCAGAACAGUACCCAGGGUCCCCAGACUCGUGGGUCCAGAGCAUCCAAUUCAUGGAGUUCUCAGAAGUGGAGAACCAGGAUGAUUACUACAGCAUGGAUGCUGGUUACAUCCACACCCAGGACCAUCAAGGAGUGUAUGUCAUGUAUGAUGAAGCCUUGAGUGAUCUGAAGGACCUAGAGACAGAACUGCUGCUUGUGGCCAGCCAUUACAUUGAGAGAGAAAAAGGUCACAAAGAGGGCAGCAAGUCACAUAUUGACAAGGACUGGGGAUGGACCCAUGCAGGUGUGGACAGAUUUGCUGUGCUGUAUGACAUGUGGACUUGGGAAGCAGCUCAUCUAGAAAGCAAGCGCCAGCUUCUUGACAGUUACUUUGAAGCCUACCAGCAUGCAUUGGACCCAGAGGAGAGGUUUGCCUUAGCACAAGUGAUCACAGACAUCAUGCACAGGUGCCCAAGGUUUGACUUCAGUCAUCCUUACUUCAUUAAGGCCUACCGAGAGGAAUGCACCUGCCUGAGGCUUCACCUGCAGCUGGUGAGGGGCAUCCUCAACCAGCACAUAGAGUGUCAGCGUGAGUAUGUCCAGAGGCUUUGGCAAAAAGGCCAUCCAGAUGCUAGCAAUACAUUUGGACUUCCCCUUAACAUCAUUUGCAAACAACUCAUUUCCAUCAACAAUAGCUGCUCAGCUUUGAAAAACAUUUAUCUGCUGGAGUUCCACCCUUCCUUGGGCCUGGCUUCCUGUAUCCCCAGGGCCCUGGAGCACCUCCUCAGGGAGGCCCGCCACACUUGCAGGCCCACGUCAGCCAGUGCCUUCACCUUGCUGGAGAGACGUGUGCUGCAGCUGGCCCUGGAUGUGUGGCUCACCCCAGCCAAGCCCGAGUCCUGGUACAGCGCACAGCUCCAGAAAGAUCUAUUUUCAGCUAAAGUGAUGGGUGAUCCCUUUCUUGUCGGGGAGACAGGCCUGCUUGCACUCAAAUCUGCUGCAGACCAAGGACAGAACCAAGGCCAAGAUUCCCAAAUGCUGCUCCUGGAGAUGUUUUCCAAACUUUUGGAACUCUUGACCCUCCGGCAUAGGCUGAUAGAGAUGAGUCUGGAGAGUGCACACUUGGCACGUCUCUAUAAGGAUUUGGCCUGCGAGAUGGGUUUUGAAGAGUUCCAUUUGUAUCUGAGGCCUGUUCACUUUGAAUCUGCAUCACACAAGGACAAGGUGGUCGAUCCACCUCCUGUCUUUAUAACCUCUCUGCUGGAGGACAGUGACUGCGUAGACAGAUAUUCUCCUGCUACUCUUGUCUUAGCUAUCUCUGAAGUGGAUGAUAACCAAAUUGGCAAAUUUAGUUUUUAUACAAAGGAAGCCAUUCUUAAGCUCUUGUGCCAUUCAGGAGUGGAAAAUAUGCAAGUGACCCUAGCAUGCCAGGCUACUCAGAAGAAUGCUUUAAUGGUGGCUGUUCAGCAGGCAUCCUUCUAUCACACUCCCUGUGGGAGCUGUCCCGCUGUUGUCAAGGAAAUAAGUUCUGAUCUGAGAAAUCAUAAUGGAGUGGGUCCAACCAGAAGAAGAAAUUCCAGAAUUGUGAAUGGCAUAGAAGGCAUGCUGUUAGCCCCAAUUCCAAAAGUCCCAGAUGCCCUUACUCAUCCUUCCAAAAGAUUCCAGGCUACCAAAAGGGCUCCGGAAGCUUUCGUGUCUAUUCAACUAGAAAAGGUGGGGCUGCGGGACAUGAUGCUGAAUGCCUUCCUCCUCAGGAAACAAGCCAUGGCUGACAGAAUGAAAAACCUUGAUGAAAUUGGGAAAGUCAAGAGAGAUGUUAUAGUUGAAUAUUGCCAGAAGUUCAACCGACAUAUGUCUCACUAUGCUCUUCGGGGGCAGAUCAUAGCAUACUGCAACAGCCUGAGAGCCCUACUGGACGAUUUCCCUACCAUCAGAGAUACUUUUUUCAUGGUGGGACAACGACAAGAAAAGAAGGGGUUGAGGGACUCCGAUGAUGGCCUCAAGAAUGACCCCAGGUGUGGAAUUUUCUUUUGA